This is a messenger RNA of Adineta ricciae, 921 nucleotides long. Lineage: Eukaryota; Metazoa; Rotifera; Eurotatoria; Adinetida; Adinetidae. The record is from the annotation of a GenBank genome assembly.
AUGAAUGUUUCAACAACCACCAUCGCACAGGAUUAUGCUGAUUACCGUCUAAUCGCUCCAUUGUCCAUGGGUUUUGCUUCAGUUGCCGUAAUUAUUGCAUUGAUUAUUUUAAUAUUGAUUCCAUUCAAUAAACAAUUACGUACAGUUACUCAUCUCCUGAUUUGUAAUACGUGUAUUUCAUCAAUUCUAUACUGUUGUUCUCAAUCGAAUAGUUAUGUGUAUCUUCUAUUCUUUCCUUCGUACACGAGCGAUAUUUCAUGUAAAUGGCGUGCGUAUUUUAAUUACAUGUCGAUCGUCGCUGUUGUCUAUUCUUAUUUGCUUCAAGCUAUUUCACGUUUGUUCUUCGCAGUUUUAUCGACGAGAUAUCGGUGGUUAACAUCAUUUAAAGCUCAUUUUAUCAUGUUGAUUAUCAAUUGGAUCAUCGUUCUCAUCAUUCCAUUACCUGCAAUUCUUACAAACGAUAUUUAUUUUCGUCCGGGAUAUCUUUGUUGGAUUCCGAUCAAAUUCAUGAUACACAUCGCGUACUCAAUAAUUGCUUAUUAUCUACUUCCUGUAACCAUAAUCGUAACCAUCUACAUUCGAAUCUAUCGUCGAAUAAAACGAAGUGCAAUGGCCACGACCAAUCAUACUGGUCAAAGAAAAACCAGCCGUGAUCUCGAAGUUCUUCGGAAUAUUAUGAUCUUGUUUUGCAUUUACAUAUUAGGGGCAGUACCAUCCGUGUUUUAUAUGAUAUCCAGCAUUGAUAUACUCUAUUACAUUGGAAUUGUUUCAGUGUCGUUGGCAGUGGCUGUGGAGAAAUUCUGUUCGAUUGUCUUAGAUCGAGAAAUUCGAAAGGUCUUCAAAAGAGGUCUUUGUCAAUCAACAACGUCAGUAAUGCCUAUGACGAUUAAUGUAAAUACCACGACAAGAUUUACUGCUUGA